AUGGUCUUGGAGCCUGAGCUAAGGGACAUCACCCGUACAGUUGCCGCGGAUAGGGCGAUCGGGAGAUUGCUGCGCGACAGUCCUCCUCGGUCGCAGGCGACCAUGCGGUGGUUCCGCGGCAUCCGGUCCGGCCUCCGCCGCAGAGGCUGGUGUGUAGAGAACCCUGGCGGUGGUGGUGGCGGCCCCGCGUUGGGAGCUGUCAAACUGCAGCCGGCGGAGUAG
Parascedosporium putredinis is the source of this 222-nucleotide messenger RNA. NCBI's taxonomy places the organism in Eukaryota, Fungi, Ascomycota, Sordariomycetes, Microascales, Microascaceae. The record is from the annotation of a GenBank genome assembly.